Colias croceus (clouded yellow) is the source of this 1036-nucleotide messenger RNA. Its product is annotated as vacuolar protein sorting-associated protein 26C. Lineage: Eukaryota; Metazoa; Arthropoda; Insecta; Lepidoptera; Pieridae. Gene Ontology annotation, cellular component: endosome. Gene Ontology annotation, biological process: intracellular protein transport. The transcript has 7 exons. Bases 104 to 1018 code for a protein of 304 amino acids. The record is from RefSeq and is a predicted model, not a curated record.
UUAUUAUUUAAUAAUUAUCUAUUGUAAUGUUCAAAUAACGAAAUCGAAAAUUAUUAAAAUUUCGUUGAAAAUCUACUGAAUUACUUGUACCUACCAUUGAAAAAUGUCAUCCAGCCUCGCGAUAAAUCUCAAAAGAGCCAGUAAAGUGUAUCAUGAAGGGGAAACAAUAGCUGGUGUAGUAGUAGUAGAGAGCAGCAGCGAUGUGCGACACGAAGGAUUGAUGCUGACCAUGGAGGGGUCUGUCAACCUGCAGAUCAGCUCGAAGAACGCUGGCAUUUUUGAUGCAUUUUCCAAUAGUAUUAAGCCCAUAACACUAGUAAACACAUCAAUGGAACUAGCUCCAGCUGGAAAGAUUCCGGUUGGCAUUACCGAGAUUCCAUUUGAGAUGCCACUACGGGGGAGACCCAGUUCAGCAGGCCCUGGUCUCCUGGAGACGUACCAUGGGGUGUUUGUGAACGUCAUGUACACUCUAAGAUGUGGUAUGAAGAGAUCCUUCUUAGCGAAACCGCUGAACGCAUCUUGUCAGUUCUUUGUGCAAUAUAAACCUCAAGACGCAGCGCCUCAAAAGCCGGUCCGUUGCGAGAUCACGCCCGCGACCAUUCGCGCGUCGGCCGCCGGUGCGGGCGCACGUGCGAACAUGCCGCACUUUCAGCUCUACGCAGAAAUAGACUCUACUGUGUGCCCGUUGGAUAAACCUAUUACUGGCAAGAUUCGCGUAGACGAUUGUUCGGUGCCAAUAAAGUCAAUAGAGUUGCAACUCGUCAGAGUGGAAACCUGCGGCUUCACUGAAGGAUAUUCUAGAGAUGCGACGGAGAUCCAGAACAUCCAGGUGGGCGAGGGCGACGUGUGCCGCGCGCGCUCCGUGCCGCUGCACAUGGUGCUGCCGCGCCUCUUCACCUGCCCCACCACCGCCGCCGCGCACUUCAAGAUCGAGUUUGAGCUCAACAUUGCUGUGAUAUUUGAAGACGACUAUUUAGUGACUGAAAACUUUCCAAUAUUAUUAUUAAGAAGUAGAUAAUAAAGAUUAAUAUUAAUA